Messenger RNA from Physeter macrocephalus (sperm whale), 2607 nucleotides. RefSeq names its product COMM domain containing 8 (gene COMMD8). Lineage: Eukaryota; Metazoa; Chordata; Mammalia; Artiodactyla; Physeteridae. The transcript has 6 exons. The coding region runs from base 75 to 692 and encodes 205 amino acids. The record is from RefSeq and is a predicted model, not a curated record.
GUCACGUGAGCGAGCCGCGGCCUCAAAGGAGACUCCAGGACUGGUCAUGUGACCCAGCCCCACUACUCGCAGGGAUGGAGCCGGAAGAGGGGGUUCCCUUGUGGCGGCUGCAGAAGCUUCCUGCUGAGCUAGGCCUGCAGCUUCCUGCUCCUGUCUUCAUUCUACCUGCGUACUACAAAGAUAAGGCCCAUAACCUUUACUGCCAGCUUCUUCACAAAAUAAUUGAUGGCAUUUGUGGCCGAACUUAUCCUCUCUACCAGGAUUAUCACAGUGUUUGGGAUUCAACAGAAUGGAUGCAUGUUCUAGAAGACAUUACCAACUUUUUCAAAGCUGUAGUUGGUAAAAGUUUAUCUGAUGAAGAGGUAUCUCAGCAGUUGGAUCAGUUGAAUUCAUCUCAUCAAGAAGCUAUCAUGAAAUGCUUAAAAAGUAGGAAAGAUGAAAUCAAGCAGGCUCUGUUGGAAGAAAUAGUUGAUAUUUCCUCUUCGCAGCUACAGGAUUUUGAUUGGCAGUUAAAGCUUGCACUUUCUAGUGACAAGAUUGCUACACUACAAAUGCCACUUUUAAACCUUCAUCUAGAUGUGAAAGAAAAUGGUGAAGUCAAGCCGUAUUCUGUUGAAAUGAGUAAAGAAGAGCUGCAGAAUCUAAUAAAUUCCUUGGAAGCAGCUAAUAAGGAGAGAAAAAUGCAGGUAUGAGAAUGGUUUUCUUUGCCAGCUGGUUCAGAAAGAUAACCUCCUUUUGCCACACCGAAUUCCUACUGAAGCCUUGGUGAUGAGUGCUGAUUGUUCCAGGGUGGACAAAGUAUCUAGGGGCCAAUCAGGAAUGGUUGCCAGUCCCUUGAUGUACCAAGGACUUUUUGAAAUAGGAAAACCAAACCAAAACAAACGACUGUUAGAUCUCUUCAGUUCGAAUAAGGAAAUUCUUGGUUCGGAGAAAUAAAAACAAACUCAAAACAAUGCUUAUCCUUCCAGGAACUUCGUAUUUUCUGGUUUGCAUUUCUUCUUUUGAAAAGGAUUUACUUUCAAAUGUUUGUGAAAUUGCAGCCUCUAACAGUGGGGUUUUCUGUCAGCUUAGUUGAUUUCAGUUAUCUGGAAAAAGCAGGAUUUAAGCAAAAGCACAAUGUAUUCUGGACCUAGAAAUUGACUUGAUUAGUUCCAACAGGGCUUUUUUCUUAUUCAAUUGAUUGUGGCCCCUACUUGGCACACUUUGGAGCCAAAAUGUCUUACAGUGAUGGCUCCCUGCACUCCCCUGGCACUUCAAAUGCUGGCAAUAAAAGCCUUGCCUUGCUAAGUUCUUACCUGCAAGAAAGACAUUGAUCACUCUCAAAUGUUGCUAAGAAACCAAUCUAUUUCCCUACUUGCUUGGAAUUUCUGAAUUUCUGUGGAUACCAUCACCCUCUCUGGGACUGCCAGUCUGCAUGGAAACACAUCUUAUGGCAUAAUAUCCCACCAUUCUGAAGACUUUUUCAAGAAUACCAGGACUUGGGAGAAAUAUAUUUGAGAACAUUUAAUUACCAGAUUCUCUUUUAAGUUUAACUAGCACAUACCAAACAUAUCCCAGGCCCCCAGGUGAAAAAUACUUGUCUUAAUACCCAGUCCAUUUAUACCAAUACUUCUUUUUACCUUUCAAAAACAGUGACAUGGUCACCUCUGGAUCUUUCAGGCAUGAAUCAGCCAGUUGGUGUCAUCAAUGUCGUUGGCUAUCUCCUCCUUUUCUCCUUCCCAUCAUUUGCACAUUUGACUGUUUACCCUGAUCAACCAUCCACCCAUAUCUAUUCUUAUUAGAAGUUCUGGGAAAACUUGUGGAAGGAAAGAAGGUACAAGCUAAAGAAAGCUAUUGGUGCAAAUGAAGCUUUGGAUUCCCUGUGGAUUUUGAUCAUGUCUUCUAUUCUUGACCCCCUCAACAGCAUGGAUAAUUUGGUAUCUGAAUAUAUGAGUAGCCACAAGUGACUGAUAAAAACAGGUCAAACUUUUCAUGGCACAGUUCCAGGAGCAGCUCGUUAAGAUUCCUGUCUCUGCUGGUGUGCUGUUCCUGAGCCCCACAGGUGUGCAGACUUCUUGGUAGCUCCAAUCCCUUUCAGUGGAGUUGAGGCAUGAGGCAGAGAUCACAGACACCUGGCAGAAUUACACAACUGUACACACACAAUGUCAGAGAAAGAGAAAGACCUAGAAAGAUUCUGGUUUGGGCCCAAAUCACUAGUCAUUUCACUUCAUGAAUAAAAGCGGGUGCCUUGUAAGCUUACAUUAUUUACAAUGCUCGUAUUUUUCAAACAUCCACCCAAAAGCUGAGGACCACCACGCCACAGGGAACAGUUCCAUGAACUAUGUACAGAAUUUACAAGGAAGUUUACAUAAUAUUCUACAUUCCAUUAACAACUUGACCUCUGUGUUGACUGUUUGCUUUCAAGCAACAGAUAUUUUUGUUUGUUUUUCUGUCCUCCUCAUCCCAGUAACUGCUGAUGAACCAACAUGAACAAAUGCUUGCACAUUCCUUUACCCUCCCUCCUGGGAUAAAUAUUUGAUUAUAUUUGUUUAGGGAAAAAAAAAAAAAACUGUGGCACAUCACCCUUUGUAAAAUACUAUUAAAAAUUGUCCAUAUAAGAAAUCUUGG